CCCCUGGGGGGCAGCAUACAUGCUCCCCAGCCAUGGAGGCUGAUCGGUUGGGUCUCACCUCCCAGAGGGCGGUUCUCCCUGAGCCAGGGCAGAGAUCCUCGUUCCCCAUCUCUAUAAAGGAUACAAACCAAAGAAACAGUGUCAGUAGACUUCAGUCUAUCUACCCACCCAUAGGCUGCAGGACGCUUGGAAAAUCUUUGUCUGGCCCAACUUGUUUUAAUAUGCAGUUCCACCACCAUGGAAAUGUAUUCCCCACAAUCCAUUCAGUGGACAGCCCAGUCAAACCAAGGAUAGUAACUGUGGUGAAGCCAGGAGGGAGGAGACACCUAAGAAAGAUAACAAUACUUCUCAACAGACGUUCUGUACAGACCUUUGAGCAGCUCAUUGUAGACAUAUCAGAAGCUCUGGGUUUUCCUCGAUGGAAGAAUGACCGUGUGAAAAAACUAUUCAGCCUCAAAGGCAGAGAAAUCCGUAGCGUGUCAGAUUUCUUCCGUGCCGAUGAUGUCUUCGUUGCAGCUGGAAGGGAAAAGCUGACUCUGAAGGAAGUUCAGGAGGUUUUGGAGGAGCUCUAUCCUGAUAGUCCGUAUUCCCAGAGCCUAAUUCAAAAAGACUGGGAGCGUUCCCAGAAGCCCAAGCCUUAUGAUAAGGGCUCCAAGGCAGACAGCGGCUUUGAUGAGGAGUCUGAGGUUGCUAAGCAACACCUUGGUACAAACCUGGAAAGAGUCAGGGCCAAGGCCAGACAAGAGGAAAGAGUGAAAGCCAGAAAGUGGAAGAAGGAACGUUGGGAACAGGAACAGAAAGAGCUGACUGAUAGGAAAAGAACGAAGGAGAUUUACCCAAUAAGAGAUGAGAUAAUUGAUAAAGGGGCAGCCACCUAUGCUGUGGGACACUGUGAAAAGUGUAAAAGAGAACGACAGCUCAAAGUGCACUGCAAUUCUACCAGGGAAAGAGGUGGGUCACCUGAAAAGGAAGUCCAAAGGAGGGGAAAAGAGCAGCCUGAUGACCUGCACUCAGAAAAUAAAAAACUAAGGCAAAGGGGUUCUAGAGCAUCGCAGAAAAAUGUCAGGGAAGGAAAAGAAGAGGGAGAGAAUGUGAAAUACAUCAAAAAGGAACAUUCCAGGAGGGCUAAAGAACACGAAGAACACAAGGUAGAAAGGAAGAAGGUACAAAAAGAAGAAAAUCCAGAGGUGCAAAAGGAACCAAAAAGAGCAAUUCAUGAAUCUGUGGAGGGAGUAGAAGAGCCUCAGAAACAGGAUGACCACAGUCACGUAGAAAAGCAAAACUCUGGAGCAGAGACAAGAAAGGAAAUACCCUCUCAAAAAGAAAACCCUGAAAAAAGCAAUGAAAAGAAAGAACUUCAUGAAAAGAUGGAAAAAGUAGAGCAAGGGGAAGAAGCUACUGAGAAAAUAGAAAAGGAAAAAAGUUCAUCAAUGAGCCAGGAAGAAAAUGUUAAAGAUUCCACAAAUAUACCUGCUGUAAAGACUAGACACAUAAAAACAGGAAGUGACAUAGAGAGCUUUUAUGAGAUUGGUCGAACCAUUGGGGAUGGGAACUUUGCUGUUGUGAAGGAGUGCAAGCUUCGAAACACAGACGUCCUGUACGCCAUGAAGAUUAUUGAUAAAGCCAAACUGAAGGGGAAGGAGCACAUGAUAGAAAAUGAGAUCUCAAUCAUUAAAAGCCUCUCUCAUCCAAACGUUGUGAGACUGCUGGAGGAGUAUGAGACUAAGAGUGAGAUCUAUCUGAUCAUGGAGUUUGUUCACGGAGGGGACCUCUUUGAUGCCAUCACAGAUAGUGUGAAGUUCACCGAACACAGUGCAGCUCUCAUGAUCAUCGAUCUUUGUCAGGCACUGGCUUACACUCAUAGCAAAAAUGUGGUGCACAGGGACCUCAAACCAGAGAACCUGCUGGUUCAACAUAAUGUGGAUGGAAGCUCCACACUAAAACUGGCAGACUUUGGUCUUGCAAUGGAGGUGACUGAACCGAUUUUCACAGUCUGUGGGACACCAACGUAUGUGGCUCCAGAAAUACUCUCUGAAAAAGGUUAUGGUCUGCAAGUCGACAUGUGGGCCACUGGUGUGAUCCUCUACAUCUUGCUGUGUGGUUUCCCUCCAUUUCGCAGUCUAGAGAGAGACCAGGAAGAGCUGUUUGAAAUCAUUCAGCUCGGGGAGUAUGAGUUCCUGUCCCCCUACUGGGAUAGCAUCUCCGAUGGUGCCAAAGACCUGAUCAGCAAGCUGCUGGUGGUUGAUAAGCACAAGCGGUACACUGCUCAGCAGGUCCUUCAGCACCCCUGGGUGCGAUCGGGAGGCAAGAUGAACAGUCACAACCUGCAGAGAGAGGUGACGAUGAACAUUGAGCGGCACUUCAAGACCCGCCGCAGGAGAGAGCACGCUGCCGAGCAGUAGUCAUUUUUCUGAUGCUUAUUCCCAACUCCAUCUUGAUAACUAUGUACUGUGUAACGCUAGGUGUAUUGGUGCAUACUGGGAAAUGCAACACUCCAGUCUGAUAAUGGUUUGAUUUGUUAAAGGGAUAUCAUAUAUCAACAUUUUCCAAAUAUAAAAUGUCUUACCUUCUUAAAAUCAUAUCAUGUGGAUUCUGUAUUAUCUUAUCUGCUGAGAUCAUUAUUUGCCAUGCUUCCUAAGUAUUCCAGCAAUAAUUGCUUCUCAAAAGACUCCUAAAUGCUAAUUGUGGAGCAGUGAGGUGGGGAAGUAUAUUAGCAUUGCUCUUUGCACUGAAGCCUGUUUGCAAAGCAUUUAGGCACUGAAACUUGUGCAACACUGAUAUGCUUCCCCACAUCACUUCCCCACACUCAGCCUUGAUCAGCCUUUUCAGAAGCAAUGGAAUAGCUAGUUCAGAAAUCAUGGCAAAUAAUGAACUAAGCAGAAACAACAAUACAGAACCAUACAGACACAUAUAAUAGGAUAUUAACAAAGUAAGAAUUGACAGAUUAGGAACAUGUAAAUGAUAUUAAUUGUCUUAUUCAUGACUUGUUUUCAAUCAACAAUAAACUAUUACAAGCUUGACUAUAGGGGUGUGCAAAAACAUCUGCUUGUACUUGGAAUUGUCUUUAAGAAUUAUUUAUUGGCAGGUAUUCAAUAAAUCCAUUCAUUAAUGUGAUUAUUUCAAAACAAGAAAAGCUGUCUUCCCUCACGUUUACAAUUGUGUACUACUGAAAAGUCAUUUUACGGCCUUGGUACACAAGUACAACAAUAAAAAUGUCAGUGCCCCGGAUGAGAGGAAAAUAUUCUUCCAUUCGCCUUUUAAAACAGUGUGGAUUGCUUGGUACUCAAUGGUAAAUGUGAGGGAGGACAGUUUUUCUUGUUUUAAAAUCAACACGUUAAUAAAUAGAUUUAUUGAAUACGUUGAGGUAAAAGCUUCUUAAAAGUAAUUCCGAGUACACAUUUUUGCACACCCCUGCUUGACUACUACCACAUACAUAAAGAACAAUGUAAGGGUUUAAUCCAUUCAGUAUUGGCGGAGUUAGAAUCCAAGUCAGAUGAGUGUGGUGGUGUCAACACAACCAGCACACAACACAACAGUCUUGUUGUAUCUGCUUGAGUGAGGCCCCGUGACUGAAUGCAGGGGUUGUUCAGGUUAGGAUUGAGGUGGCAUCUGUCUGCACAGUUCAGGAGACUUUCCUUGACUGUUACCACUGCUCUUGACCAUUGCACUUCAUCCUGAGGAAAACUGAGAAAAAAUCUCACUCUUCUAGGAUGUUAAAGGAUACCACAGAGCCAUAAUGCUGAGUGCUAACCUAUUAUCCUUGCUCUGUUUGCAAUAGAUUAAAAACUGGCACCCUCUAAUCUCUAGGUUCCAGUUAUCCACUUGCCCCAUGAAUUAUUCCAUUGCUAUCCAGGGUCAGCGUAAUUGAAGCCAUUAAACUUAAUACAAUAUAUCACUAGUGUACUGUAAGUCCUUUACAGGGACUCGGACAUAACUCGUUUUUAUUCCCCUAGAAAACUUUCAAGGGAAUAAAAAAAAAUAAGAUUUAAUAAGAAUGUGCAAAACAAAUGCUGUAUGCAUGCUAUACCAGUGUUUCUAAAUGAAAUAGAAUAUAAAAUGUUUUUUUGGGGGGUUCUUUACUAUUGUUUUAGGAUAGAAAUUGUAUAUUUUGUGAAGAUAAGUUUCUCAUCUUCCAGAUGUGAUUUUUCUAGUAAAACGAAAAAUAAUUCUGUUGCUUUUUAUAUGUUUUCUUGCAUGUAAACAGCUGUAAAGUACAACUUGGAAUAUAUAUGGACUAUCAGCAUCACCCCUGUUGUUCCCCUGAAACACUCUGCACCCAGUGGAUGUAAGAAAUACCACAUUUGUUAAAAAAACAAAACAAAAAAAAAACCCAAGAAGAAUACAUUACUUAAUAGAACAGAGCAUGCCCAUACUACGUUUAGCUAUAAGGAGCAUGACCAGAUAAUCAGCUUGUUUUGACACUGCAAUGCAAAGGGACUGAGGAAUGUAACUACACACUACUUGGUAUAUUUGUCUCUCACUGUACAGGCACACAGGAUAUUUCUUUUAAAUUAUAAAAAAAUGUUAGUUUGGAUUGAAUGACUAGGAUGAUGACAAAGGGCAACUGACUAAUUGUAGUAAAUACUGUAAAAUAUAUGUACAGAGUGCUAUAAUGCUGUAGAAGUAAAGAGUUUAGUUGUUGUACAAAUAGACAUCCUGUGUAUUAUACACCAUGUGCACAAAGCUUUAUGCUUUAUCUCUAUGUAUUAAUCAUAUUUCUAAUGUGCACCCUCCUGUAUUCAAUUCAUUUUAGCAUUACCUUGUUCUUAUGUGUGUUUAAUCAGUUUAAACAUGUUAUAUACUAUUGUACAUUUGCACUGUCAUUUUUCUCAUGCUUUUUCCUCAGUUAUACUAUGCACUUACCGUAAUUUACCAUGGCUUACAGUUUUUUUUUUUUUUUUUUUUUUAAAUAUGCUUUAUCUCACUUUACUCUUUUGUGGGGUAUUUCCAUAAUACCAUGGUAGAGGGUAAUACUUGCAUUAUUGUAGAAUUAUAUAAUAUCUAUUAUUUUGCAAAUGUUUUGAAAACCCUUCUAAACAAACACUAAAUUGUACUUUUAAACUCUAAACAAUUUUUAAUACAACA
This is a messenger RNA of Acipenser ruthenus (sterlet), 5085 nucleotides long. RefSeq names its product serine/threonine-protein kinase DCLK3-like. Gene Ontology annotation, molecular function: protein kinase activity; ATP binding. Gene Ontology annotation, biological process: intracellular signal transduction; protein phosphorylation. The transcript is spliced from 5 exons. The record is from RefSeq and is a predicted model, not a curated record. Bases 33 to 2402 code for a protein of 789 amino acids. NCBI's taxonomy places the organism in Eukaryota, Metazoa, Chordata, Actinopteri, Acipenseriformes, Acipenseridae.